GCGCUGGAGCACUCGGGCGGAGCUGCUAGCAAUCUGCUGCUAAGAUUUUGCUUGGAACGGCAACAUGUCUGCAGCAGUCGUUGCCGGCUUCUCUGCUGGGCUGUGGAGCAACAUUGGCUCCGAAAGAGUAGCUGCAGCAGACAAGCUGGUCACGGCGCUUCGACCGCAAGCAAGCGGAUCUAAUGAGACACUCGACUCCGAUCUCGAAUAUGCACUCAAACGGCUGAUCAGAGGCUUGGCUAGUCCUCGCGACAGCAGUCGAGUAGGCUACAGUGUCGCUCUCACCGAGCUACUUGUCUCUCUGCCAGGUCGCACAGCCGAAGGAACUCGUGCGGCUCCGCUCUUGACGCUCGAAGGCGUCCUCAACCUUUUGCUUGAGACGACGAGUGGCGUGCAAAAAGGUGCCAAUGCUACAAGGACCGUCAGCGAUGAACGAGAGCUUCAAUUUGCUCGCUUGUUCGGUAUUCACGCCAUUCUGCGAUCGGGCGCAUUGCUAUCGAGUCAUUCGCAAGCAAGUGGACACUACUCGCAACUCAUCAGAGAGCUCUACGAUCUGCUCGACAAGCGACUAUGGCUGACAGACAGUGUCACCUGGAUCAUCGUCGAGUCUGUCCUUGCACUGCGGGACGCCUAUCGUCGUGGCGAGUGUCCGUGGAUCGCACAAGCACUCGACGCCGUCAUCUCUACUACGUUGACGCGUUCCCAGCCGGGCAAGGCGAGCAAAGCUGCCAAGCCAGCUUUCACCGAGACGGAUCUGGCCAUAGCUCUGGCCAUCGAGGCCGCGUUAGCAGUCUCGAAUAGCCUCGAAGUCGAAGCGACCUUCCACGAAUACUUGGGCGCGCAUCUGCCUCGUCCGCAAGCUAUCCUCAGCAAGCCAAACGUUGCAAAGCUCACUACUGUCUUGUCGACCGUCAAUCCGACUGAUAUGGAAGGCGCGCGUUUACACAUCGUCUGGCAUGGUUUGCUUUCGUGUGCGUAUGAUGCUGGUCCGAACGCGAAAACGUCAACGUCAGCAAACGCUCGGUCAGAUAUCUUUCUUCUGCUUGUGCAUGCGGUCGUAGAGGGUACUCUGAGUCAACCGACUGCAAGCAUGUUCCAACGACAUACCGGCGUGCUGAUCAUGCUCUAUAUACUCUCGAGCGACCGCAUCCCUGCGCAACAAAGGCUUCACGUCUUCUCAAAAGCGGUCGACUUUGCCCGCAUGCUGACGAUGAACCUCAAGCGAAAAGAUCGUAUUUUCAACAAGCUAUGUCAUCAAAUAAUCGCUGCCUUGUCGAGCAUCGCCAAGACGAGCGCCGCCACAGCGUACGAUAUGCUCUCCGUCGCAACAGAGUCUCCCAUUGGCAGCAUUGCCUUUGAUAUCACCACGCAUACCAAGCUUGUUGACGGUGUCCUUGGCUCGAUUGAGAUCAAUCAAGCCUCGCAAUUCCUCGGCAAGCUCAAGGAAUUACUCGCACACCCUCUGGCCUCCUCCCUCUUACCAGCUCAUGAACGGCACGUAGCGCCUGCCGAUGCAGCCACGAUGGACGAGGAGGAUCUUUCAAGGAACGCUAAAGCGAUUGAGCAUGCUCGGCGUCUGGCGCUCGACCAUAUGGGCGCACUUGUACGGAAACACGUCAAGCCAACCCUUGGUAACUCGGAUACGGGUGCGCAAGAUAUGCUAGCUACUGAAGCCAUCACGAUCUGUCUCGCGCUCGGCUUCUUCAAAGCGAGCUCGUGCGACCCGCCUUUGUCGGAAGACACACAAGCUGCAGCCCGGCAGCGCUUCUUCGGAGUUCUGGCGGAUAUCCGUCCGGCACGACCCGAUGCAGAUUUCGUAGAUCCUCUUGAGCAGGCUCUCAGAGCGCUCGAUAGGAUGGAGGGAGGUUCGGAUGGCGAGCUGCUUGCAGCUAGUACGCCUGGAUUUGCUGUACAUCGUCAGACAGCCGGCAAACUACUCAAACGAGUGCAAAAGAGCAAGACGAGCGAAGCGCGAGCUGUCGAGACCCUCGUUCGCGCUGUCACAUUAGCUCUGUAUGACGAUCCCGAGAGCGCUGGACAGUCCAUCGAGACCCUGUCUCAAUGCGUGGAAGGCAUGUUCCCGAAGAAAAGCAAGAGGGAUGCGCUGGUCGUAGAGGAGGCAGAAGAAGAGGGAGAGGAGGCUGAGCCAUCAACAAUUCUUCUCGAUCUCGUUAUCGAUUUGCUGCAAGCGCCUUCGGCCUUCUUGCGCUCUAUAUGUGAGAGCACCUUUGCAGCCUUUGCGAAUAAGCUCGGCGUCCAAGGCGUGCAGCUUCUCAUCGAUCAACUGGAUCCAGAAGGUGACGUCGAAGGCGAAGAGAUAGAUUCUGACCAAGCCAGCAACUCUUCUGACUCUGACAGUGCAAGCGAUGGCGAGGAAGACGAGGACGAGGAGGAUGACGAGGAAGGGAUCGAGGGCGUCGAGCUCAGUCUACUUGACGAGGAUGUAGACCUGCGGGAUAAGGUCGCAAAGGCCCUGGCCAGCUCAGGUCUUGCGCCUCGCGAUGGGGAUUCUGAUGCCGAUAGCUCAAGCGGAGAAGAGGAAGUCGAUGAUGCUAGCAUGGCCAAGCUCGACGAACAGCUCGCGGAGAUCUUCCGUUUCAAGCGAGAUGCGAAAAAGGGUCAGAAAGAAUUGGAGCGCAACGAGCAAUAUGCCAAAGUGCGCGUCCUAGAUCUCGUAGCAACGUACUGCAAAACUGCCGGAGGCAAGGUACCGGCCUCGCUCGCUGUCGCCAUCCUCGCAACAGCCAAGCCGCGAAAGUCUGUCCUACCUGAAGCAACAAGAAAGGCAGUAGCGAUACUUCGAAUCAUUAGCAAUCGCUCCGGUAUUCUGCUCGGGGAACAGACCGCUCAUCAACUGCUCGAACGUGUGCACAGUCUCGCUCGUCGACCGCCGACGCCAGAGUAUGCAGAGCUCUGCUCGUUGGCCAGCAUCUUUGUCGUCUCUUCCGCCUGCACGUCAGAAAUAACCCAACUUGGGGAGGUAUUUGCUGCAUCUGUCAAGGACUACGCGACUCGCAAAACCUCGCAAUUUCCAUUCUCGCUCAUCAUGACGGCAUGUCGGCGCUCAAACGCGGCUAUGUGGCAGGCUCGUCAGAGUUUGCUCGAUUCAUCGAACGCUGCCGUCAAUGCACACCGGCGUCUCGAGCUCCUCGCUGCGGCUCAGUCGCUUCUGGCGAGCCAUCGCAAGGAGACGAUCAAGGAUGCUGCAUCCCGCUCGAGCCUGAGCUCGGACGCCACAAGCUACCUCGCCGCAAGCAUAGCUGCCAUUCAGACGUAUGUCCGCGACAGCCUUGCAGCCGAAGGCACAAUCAAUGCUGCCAAGCUACGAGAUGCGCUCAAAAUUGGACUCCAGCUAGCGCGGCUGUCUGCCAGCGUCACCGUUAAUGCCUGGUCAGUCGCGGAUUUACAAGAGCUCCUGAACGAUUUGGCCAGCUCCGAUAGAUUCAAGAACACAAAGUCCCUCCACACACUUGCGAAACAGCUUCUGGCCAUUGUCAGCAAGAGCGCUACGCCGUCUGCUAGUCCGGCAGUGCCUGCAGGCAAGAAGCGAGCAAAGACGGAAGACGAUUCAGAGACGCCGGUCAAGAAGGCCUCUGUCAAGCGGAAGAGAGUCAAUGGCAAUGCUUGACGACGUGCAGUCCUCUUUGGUCUGCGUGGAUAGGAAGAUGUUGUCAAUUGCUAGCUUUGCCCCAAGCCCCAU
Molecule: messenger RNA, 3700 nt
Organism: Mixia osmundae IAM 14324
Lineage: Eukaryota; Fungi; Basidiomycota; Mixiomycetes; Mixiales; Mixiaceae
Exons: 10
Coding region: 65-3628 (1187 amino acids)
Biological process (GO): regulation of DNA-templated transcription
Cellular component (GO): nucleolus
Molecular function (GO): rDNA binding; transcription factor binding
Source: RefSeq, a predicted model, not a curated record